CUCCGAGACCAGGAAAAGUGGAAGAGGGACUCUUCCCUGCCCUCGGGCCACGUUUUGGCCGCAGCCGUUCUCGUCGCCUCUGGGUGGGGUAGGCUUCCCCUCGUUGCUGCCGGUCGUGCCCCUUCUGUAGCGAGCUCUGCGGCCGGCUCGGCUCCACGCUGAGUCACGACGACACCGAGAAAAAAAAAAGUAAAUCAUGCAAGGAAACGACCCCUCCGGAUAAAGUGGCGCCGUCCAGUUAACAAGCCUUUGCAGAGAGAAUGGCUACUUUUAAAAGAAAUCUCAGACAAGAAUUGGUUUCCCAGUUUCACUCUUUAGCUGCUGAAGGAAACAUCAGCAAGUUACCAGUAUUGCUCAGUCAAUAUCCAUUUCUUAUAAAUGAAACUUCUGAAAAUGGUUGGACUGCCCUAAUGUAUGCUGCAAGAAACGGGCAUCCACAUAUUGUUCAGUUUCUCCUGGAGAAGGGCUGUGACAGGUCCGUUGUCAAUAGAUCAAACCAGACUGCACUGGAUAUUGCUAAGUUCUGGGGCUAUAAGCAUGUAGCUACCUUACUCUCUAAUGCCACGGGUGUACAGAAACCAUUUUUCCCACUCGAUAAGAUGGAGAUAUAUGAAAAUUAUUUUAGCAAGACUCUCCUAGACAGGAAGAGCGAGAAACGAACAAAUUUGACAUGGCUAUCAAUUAAACAAAAGCAUCCAGACACAGUCUAUAUCCUUUUCUCAGAUUUAAGUCCAUUGGUUACAUUGACUGGCCAACAGCCAGAAGUGAAGCUUUGUCGCUUGAACUACAUAGAUGUACAAGAUUAUUUAACCAAUCUUGAUAAUGUUAACUUAGUUUUUCUUGGGGUAGAACUUGGAAUUAAAGAAGAAUUAAUUAACAAGAUGGUUGGGGAAGACCCAAACAAGGAGGAGGAGGAUGGGUUGGUUGCUUGGUUUGCCCUUGCUAUAGAUACCAUCACUGCUAAAGAGUUUAAACAAAGAUAUGAAGACUGUUACUUCCUUCAUCCUCCAAUGCCUGCUCUCCUACAGUUGAAAGAGAAAGAAGCUGGGGUCGUAGCUCAAGCCAGAUCUGUUCUUGCCUGGCAUAGCCGAUAUAAGUUUUGUCCAACAUGUGGAAGUGCAACUAAAAUUGAAGAAUGUGGUUAUAAAAGGGUAUGUUUAAAAGAAGAUUGUCCCAGCCUUCAAGGAGUUCACAAUACAUGCUACCCAAGAGUUGAUCCAGUAGUAAUCAUGCAAGUUCUUCAUCCUGAUGGGAACAAGUGCCUUUUAGGCAGGCAGAAAAGAUUCCCUCCUGGAAUGUUUACAUGCCUUGCUGGAUUCAUUGAACCUGGGGAGACAAUAGAAGAUGCUGUUCGAAGAGAAGUAGAAGAGGAAAGUGGAAUCAAAGUUGGCAGUGUUCAGUACAUCUCUUGUCAGCCUUGGCCAAUGCCCUCUUCCUUAAUGAUUGGUUGCUUGGCUGUUGCUGUGUCUACAGAAAUUAAAGUUGACAAGAAUGAAAUAGAUGAUGCCCGCUGGUUCACUAAAGAACAGGUUAUGGAUGUUCUCACAAAAGGAAACCAACAGUUGUUCUUUGUGCCACCAAGCAGAGCUAUUGCACACCAGCUAAUCAAACACUGGAUCGGAAUGAAUUCUAACCUUUAAAUUCAGGAACCUGGCUUUGCAGCACAUUAUUUUGCUUCUGAUUGCUGAUUAAUCUUAAGUCAAUUAGAAAGAUUUGGUGAUCUUCUAAAGCAUCAAAACACAUGAUUCAUUGUGGCUUUUGGGAAUUUUAUCUGAGUGUUAUCCAUCUUAGGAGCAGAAAACAGAAUUAAUUUCUAUGUAAGUCAUACAUUGCCUCUCUCUAGUGAAAGAUGUUUUCCUUGUAGUAAAGAAGCAUGACUUUUAGGUCAUGAGAAUAAAGAUUAAGGAUUCAAAAACCAAAUUCUAAUCUUGGCUAUUCUAGUCUUAAACAUUAAAAAUGCAUUUCAUUUCUUCAUCUCAGAAAUGAGAAUAUACUGGAGAUGAUUUUCAGUGGGAAAUAGUUUAUUUUACAUUUUCAUCUUUUUUUUUUACUAUAAAAUGCCUUGCAGUGUCAUCAGAUUUUCACCUAAUUAUUCAUCAGAUUGUCCCCCACACAUACACACACACGCACACACAUGAAAAUUCAUUUUAAUAGCAAAAGUUGUUGUUAAUAUUCUAGUAGUUUGGUCUAGUCUAACAAUUUUUAUAGACUAAGAAUAACCAGUGUUGCUAAUGAUCCCAGAGUAUCAUGUUAUCUUUCAAGAAGAGUUAUUCAGAAGCAUAACUCUGUAGAACAUAAUUCAAAUCUUGAAGUGAACUGAGGGACAUAGGUGUCCCUAGGGGAGAAAUACUUUAUAUAAAAUUUGAAAUGAAAACAAUUUCAAAAAGGCUAUAAAAUAAGUUCUUGAUAAAUUUGUCUAUAUAAUGAAAAGGUACAUAGGUAUUCGGGUGUAUAUUAUAAGAUGUUGCCAUUAGUUGGAAAAAAUCAUAAAAAUGUUUAUUAAAAUACACAUUUCAACUAUUUAAAAGCAUUCUAAAGAUGUAUUUAUACACAAAUGUAUUUUAGUAUCUAUUUGGGAGACUUCAUAGAAUUUAGAGUUGGAAGAGACAUAGUAAUCUAAUCAAACCUCUUCAUUUUACAAAUGUAGAAACUAAGAUAUAAAGAAGGAAAGUGACAUGCUGAAUGUCACAUAGAUAGCUAGUGGCUAUCUAGGAUUUGAACCCAAGUUCUUAUACUGAUUCACUGUUCUUUCUAAAAUACUGUGUUGACUUCUGAUGCUGCAAUAUUGUAAUAGUGUACAUUUUGACACUUUUAAAUUUAGAUGUUAUGCGUCAUCUUAAAGUACAGCACUAAAUACAUUUUGAAAUUGUUUUAUAAAUCAAUUUAGAAAAAUGCAAAAUUUAAAUCACAGGAUGUGACUUCCCUUUCAAGAUCUAGAAAACAGACUUUAGAAAAUGACUAAUCCCAAAUCAAGAGAGAUUAAGUGACUUAACUAGAUGAUGAAGCUGAGACUAAAUCCAGGACUGUUGAAAUUUCUAGAAUACCUUGAUGAUAUUUUAUACUUGGUGCCUAUUAUAGAGAAGAUAUACAGACUAAAUUAACACCCAAAGAACAGAUGUCCAGAAAUUAAAAUGGAAUUCCCUUCUCUCCAAAAUCAAAAUACAAUUUUCUAAAUUUUAGUUAUUUAUAGCGUACACAAUCUAAAUAAGAGUUUUUUUAGAAAAAAAAUAAUUAUUAGCAUUGUUUGUCUUAGUAAUUGAUAUAAAAUUUUAACAACAUAAGUUUAAAUCUAAAUUAAAACUUACACAGUACAUUCCAAUGCCUAUUAAAGAUAGGCUAUAGGAAAUGAUUUGUCUUUACUAUAAAUUGUAGUGAAUAGAAAUAAAUUUUCCUUCCAAAUAGUAAGUUCUGAAAAUAAACUGAUAUUUUGACUGAUACUUUUAAUACGUGCAGAUUCUAAAGGUAUUUGCUGCAAAUUAUGAUUUCCAUAAAGUUUACUUAAGAAUGUUAGACAGCAUAAGUUAAUUAUUUUAAAGAUGCAAUUAUAAGAUUACAAAUUUGGGGAUAUUUUCUCAGGGAAAAUAAAUAUCUGAGUAACUUUUAUAAUUAUUCUUCAGUUGUCCACCUCUGAGAGGUGAAAAUCCAAAUGUAAAAAGCAAUGUAGCCAAUUUAAAAAGGAGUAGGCUGUGUAAGUAGCAUAUAUGUGUUGUUUUAAAUGUAUGUAUUAAUAUAUUAAAAUAUUUACUCAUACAUUUC
This is a messenger RNA of Phascolarctos cinereus (koala), 3756 nucleotides long. It is a transcript of the gene NUDT12, whose product is annotated as nudix hydrolase 12. Gene Ontology annotation, cellular component: peroxisome; cytosol. The record is from RefSeq and is a predicted model, not a curated record. Gene Ontology annotation, molecular function: metal ion binding; NADH pyrophosphatase activity; protein binding. NCBI's taxonomy places the organism in Eukaryota, Metazoa, Chordata, Mammalia, Diprotodontia, Phascolarctidae. Gene Ontology annotation, biological process: NADP+ catabolic process; NAD+ catabolic process.